AGAAAUAGAAGAGAGAAUUUUCUCUGAAUUAAUUCUUUCAUGGUAUCAGAACCAAAACCCUAGAGGAUUUCCGCGACUACUGUGCACCGAUCGCCCGGCAUCGCGUCCAGCGGUCGUCACUUGGUGUUGCUGCGGAAAGACCGGAACGGUCGACCGUCGGGAUAGGAACGGUCGAAGGCAUCGACCGUCCCGACGACAGCUUCUUCAGUUGCUACAGCAGUUCGAUCCAUUGUUAGCCCCUGUCAUCCGGUAUGUCUAAAGAGGCAUCCAUGAAGAUUAUUUUCAGCAAGAAAAAUGAGGAAGAAGAGAAAAAGGGAUAUUCACCGUUGCCCGAUUUUGGAGAUCUGACUAUGGAGCAGUGGAAUGCUGUUCGUCACGCUCUUGCACUAUCUCCUACAGACAUCAAUAAGAAACUUACAGGUGAAAUCCAAGAUGAGAGUGAAUCGAGUAGUUCCCCUUCGAUCGAUCACUUUGAAGAUGAUGAAGAAACGCCCAUGGAAAGGCCGAUGGACCGUUCCAUGAGGAACAGUCGGCCGGAGGAAGGUGGUGAAGCAGACAGACUACCGACGGUCGACCUGAUGGACCGUUCUGCUGUACACGGUCGACCGUCCGAGAGGCAGAAAGAUGGGUUGCAGGGAGAUGGACAAACGGUCGACCUGGUGGACCGUCCUGACAUCCACGGUCGACCGUCCGAGAGGCAGAAUGACGGUUCUUUGGGAGAUGAUCAAACGGUCGACUGUGAUCUGGAAGACGGUCGAUCGCCUCCGAGGCAGAAAGUCAGUGAUCCGGAACAGCUUCAGAUGGUCGACCCCGUGGACCGUUCAACGGACGGCGGUCAACCGUCCUCUUCCCAGAAGGUGGUGGAGAACUUGGGACGUGGUCAGCGUGAGAAACAUCCAAAUGUACGCCUUGCCGAUUAUGUUACCCAUGUGGUUGGACCAUAUGUCGGGGAGAAAUGCAAAUAUCCUCUCUCGUCAUAUGUGACAUAUGAGAAGUUUUCUGAGAAACAUAAAUGUUUUCUCACAGCUCUUGAUGCAGAAGUGGAGCCCAAGGUUCAAAAGGAUGGAGAUCCUCAACAAAUCCCCUCAAAGGAGAAAGAAGCAAAAGUAAAGAUUGAAAACCUUAAAAACAGUAUAAGAGUAUCAACAUCCCAAACCAGUUGUAGUGCAGGCUAACCAACCUACCGAACACGAAAUGUUAAAAAUGAAGUCAAGUUUUCUUGCAUCAGGAGUCUCGAGUAUUACCACCAGAUAAAGAAUAUGAAGGAAAAGCUCAGCACCAAAUAAACACUUCAUCUCCUUCAAUAAAGAAUAAGAGGGAAAAUCUGCAGCAUCUUGUAAAUGUUAUCCUUUCAAGCUAUUGCCAAAACUGCCAUCAUAAACAAUAUCUAAUGUGGACUAAGAUGCAAUCUAAAACUCUACGCAAAGUAGUACGUAUAGUAGCCAAUAAGUUGCUGAUAGGAAUAGGCAAGUAAGAAAGACAAAAUUGGCUAACUGUAAUGUGUAGCCACAAAUCCAAGAAUAAAAUAGUCUCAAGGCUGCAUUGAAUUAGGUAUUGUCAUUAGCUCUAUUGUGUAGCCACAUACCAGCAUAAAAAACCCACACACAGCCACACAGGAAAUGGUAAUUUAAGCUCACUGCAAUAUCAUCAUGGCAGAGUAGUAGUAUAAUCAGAAGCUAACUCAAAGCAAUAUACUACUCUGUAAUAAUCUAUUAAGAGGUAACUGAAAGAAAUAUUGUAUCAAUCCAAAUGCAAUAAAAACAUUAAAAAGAAUAACGAACUUCAUAUAUAUUUUAUUUAAUUACAGAUCAAAGAUUGAAAAGAGUUAAUCGGAAAAAGUCAAAACUGAACAAAUAUUCAGGGAUGAAAGUAGUAGAAAAGAAGAUGAAGUUGGUUAAAAUGGCAUUAAAAAAAUCAUAUCAUAAAUGAGUAGUAAUCAACUUUUAAUAUAACUAAAAUGGCCACAAAAGUAAUUUUAUAAUUUCAGUUGGAAAGUGCUACUUAUCUCAAAUACAUAAUGUACAACUAACUUAAACAAAAUAAUGAAUAUAUAUUUAAUGUGCUGUAAUUAACUAUACUCCAUUUUAAACCACUCUCUCAUACUGUUGAUACUGGUGCAGUAGAGGAAAAAACAGUGUUGCAAUAAGCUGCUCAAUACAUAAGAACUUAGAUCAUUACAAACACAUUAGUAUCUUAAUAGGUACAAACUUAAAAUACCCCCAUUUUCUCCUCUAUGUGGCAUUCAAGCUAAGGCAGCGGCAGACUGCCCUUUUUCUUCUUAGCCUACUCAGCGAAAAUAAUGAACUUCAUUCAACCAGUUUUAUAUAUCUUUGACAGGGAACAUAUGAUUUUUCUAUGCAGUGUUUAAAUUGAUCUUUAGAAAAUUUACAAAACUUUGAAGAGAUCCAUCAUCAUCUCAAGAUAUUAGACACUCAAAGAAUUGAACAAUGAAUAUAUCGAAUAUUAACAUGUAGAACAAAACUUAGCCAUUGUAUGUAAAUAUGAAAAUAAGUUAUAAAAACAAAUGAUUGGUAGCCCAUACCUUGGUAUAUGGUGCUGAUGUGCUGCGACGGGGUUGAUUUAGGAUCCAGUCAUUCUCGCUACAUCUCUUUUGUAGAUGCCUUUAUAAUGUGACAAUAUCUAGGGGAAAUUUCUGCUAUAUAUGUCGGGAGGAGUAAAAGCAGGGAUAAUAAGUAUGCAUUUUGUUAGUCAUGGCCAUGUGACCGUGUUUGAUAGAAAAAUCAGCACUGAUGACAACAUAAACAAAGUGAGGACUUCCAAAGAUGCACUGAGCCAACCUAUUUUUACAUAAUCAUCUAAUAUCACAGAAGCAGUGCACCACAGACGCAUGUAAGCAGUGAUGAAAGCCGUCCUUGUACUAUAGGUUAGCUCUGAUGCUCAGACAAUGGAAACAAACAUUAGAUGGUGCAGUGUUUAUAUUGUCAAAGUAUGCAUUUAGGCAAAAUAUAUACCUAAGUUGAGACUAAAAUAGCCGCAUUAUCUGGACUAAAAACCUACAUGGUGUGGUCAAAGUAUACAUUUAGUCAAAAUACAUACCUUAAGUUGAGACUAAAAUAGACUUAUUACAACUGGCUUCAAACACGCACACUGGGUUGUAUUCC
Molecule: messenger RNA, 3122 nt
Organism: Cuscuta campestris
Lineage: Eukaryota; Viridiplantae; Streptophyta; Magnoliopsida; Solanales; Convolvulaceae
Source: the annotation of a GenBank genome assembly